AUGUCGUCGCAGACCAUGACGGCGCCAGCAGUGGGCCAUCGGCCGCCUGAUCCAGGCCACGAUACGCCCAUGUACGACUAUGGUCUCCCACAGAAUGACGGCUCUCCCCCGUACGAAUCGAGGAGUGACUCCGCAAUUCGCGACAUGCAUAAUUCUGCCCCAACUUCCAAGGGCUUGCCCGCCACCCCGAUCGGUAUCAAGUCGGAACCAUCUGAAGAUCAGGACUUUCCCAUGACCGAGAAUCAGAAGGAAAUCAAUACCCAGUCCGCCGCCGGUGCUUUACUCGCCCAACUCCUUGGAAAUCAAUCCGCGCCGAACUCUGCUGCGCUAGAUCAAUUGACCGGACAACAACAGGAUCAGAAGGAUGGGAGUUUCGAAGAGUUAAAUAGUCAUCUGAUGGGUCAAUCCGGCGACUUUACCGCGACCAUGGACUCGCGUCAGCAGCAGGAUCAAAAGUCAAUAUCAAGGGGCAUGUCCAACGGCGGAAAACCUUCCGUUGAUGUGCUCGCGGCCGCCGAAAUGGAUCCCCAGGAAGAAAACGGCACGGCCCACAGAGUGUCCGACGCAAUGGAUUUCCUCUCCGAUCCCAAGUCGGGCAUGGAUGAGCCAUCUCUUCUGCCCCCUUUCGACUUCGCUUCCGCCCCGAAUAACCCGUUCGAUGCCCUACAACAGAACGAGCUUAUCACUGCUGCGUACCUCUCACAGGGCGCAGACUUGUCGGCUCUGGGAUAUCAAGGUGGAGCGGCAUCAAUUGCCGGGUCUGAGCCUCAGAUUCAAGCGUUUGCCAAGUUAGAGUUUGACGAUGGACAUUUCUAUGUCAAUACCUACUCGUUUAUUCUGGGCCGAGAUGUCCGCGCUGCGCGCGCUGCCCAUCAUCGAGAGAUCCAGUUUCGGCAGGCCGUGCGAAGCUCUCGAGCGAAGAGCUCAAGUGAAGGCAAUGCCUCGCACACGCCCAACCGUUUGAAGCGCGAGGAGAGUGGCCCAAUGAUGGGCAGUGUGGUGAGCGAUCGAGGCGGCAUCAUGGGUUUCGACCCAGAUGUUCCUCCGAAUCUUCCCGCAAAUGUCGAGCUCAGCCGACGGUCAUCAAAAUCCUCGUUCGAUGGUUCUGGAGCGCCGCUGCACGCGAACCCGGCGCAAUUAGAGUCGACUACUGACUACAAUGCGCUCGCAAUGCAAUCAUUACAGGAUGGUGCUGGAGAGGUCAAGCCUGUUGAUACGAUAGCUUUGCUCCCAUCACCUGACUCCUGUCCUACCAUUCCCAUUCAUCCUCCCUCGACGAUCGACGGCAGUGCCGCGGGCCACCGAGGGAUCUCUCGCAGACAUGUUCGCAUUUCUUACAACUUCGAUCGCAAUCUCUUCGAGAUGGAGGUGAUGGGUCGCAAUGGCGCAUUCAUUGGAGCUGAUUGGCUUUCCCCUGGGCAAAUUCGCCCGUUGCAUAGCGGUGACUAUAUCCAGAUUGGUGGAGUGCGCAUCCGCUUUUUGUUACCAGAUGUUCCUAUCGGUGAAACUGGAGCGGAUCGGAUGGAAGAGAAGGUGACAGAAGAAAAGGAGGCACAAGAGUCGAUUGAUGUCGACGCUGAUGUCGAUGCUGAUGGCGACGCCGACAAUGACGCCGAUGCCGAUGCUGACGCCGAUGCUGAUGCCGAUGCAGAUGCUGAGCACGAAAUAGACGAUAUGGACAGGCAAAUCAGCGAGAGUCUUGAUGGCAAGGAAUUCAAAAAGAAUUCCAAGAAUAGGGACGAUUCAAAAUCGUUGCCUUCUAUUGAAGCGGGUGGGGAGCAGCCGGCUCGCCGCCGUGGACCUGGGCGUCCUCCUAAGGAUGGAAUCAUGUCCAAACGUGAACGGGCCGAACUUGCUCGGGAACAGAAGCUGGCCGCCAAGCGCGAAGCUAACGGAGGUGUCACGCCGCCUCCGCUUGUCAACACCAAGCCUAAGGCUGGAAAGACUGUUUCCAAGGAGCCUUCCCAUGCCGAGUCACCUACAUCCUCCAAGCCUGCUGAGAAGCGCAAGUACACCAAGAGGAAGAAGGGCGACGGUACCUCAAUGGAUUAUCCUCUACCAUCAACCGAAGGUGGCCAAUAUGCUACAGAACCACGGUCCGAGGAAUAUGUCAAGCCUCCCCCUGUCAAGAAGCGCAAGCCGUCCCGGUCGCCGUCUCCCAAUUAUCCUCCCGAGUCUGCUUAUACCCCGGAAGAUCUGGCGAAGCCUCCUUACAACUAUGCUGUGCUCAUCUUCGACGCUCUCACUGAGGCUACCAUACCGAUGACGCUGAAGCAGAUCUACCGCGCCUUGAAACUGAAGUAUCCCUACUUCCGUUUCAAGUGCGAGACAGAAGGCUGGACAUCCAGUGUGCGGCACAAUCUCAAUGGUAACGGGCAUUUGUUUAUGCACGCAGAGCGAGAUGGGAAGGGAUGGUCAUGGCAGCUUCGCCCCGGUGCAUCUGUUGAGAAGGAGAAAAGAGACGUCCUUCGCCUCCUCCACCUCCGCCUCAACAGCAACAGCAACCUGCACCUCCUCCUCAGACGUACAUGUCUCCCUUGA
Messenger RNA from Penicillium maclennaniae, 2541 nucleotides. Its product is annotated as forkhead box transcription factor. The record is from RefSeq and is a predicted model, not a curated record. The transcript has a single exon. Lineage: Eukaryota; Fungi; Ascomycota; Eurotiomycetes; Eurotiales; Aspergillaceae. Gene Ontology annotation, cellular component: nucleus. Gene Ontology annotation, biological process: regulation of ribosomal protein gene transcription by RNA polymerase II. The coding region runs from base 1 to 2541 and encodes 846 amino acids. Gene Ontology annotation, molecular function: DNA-binding transcription factor activity; protein binding; sequence-specific DNA binding.